GAAUAAACCGCUCUCUCGGAACUGUGGGCAACGAAACAGUUCCGAUCGUUGGUUCUUUAUCAUUCUUUAUUUUUCAAUUCAAGAGAGAACCGCAAUCUGUCUUUAUCGAUAAAGAUAACAAAAGUCUUUGUGGCUAAUCGCGAAUCUUGUAGUUUUUCGUAAUGCCGGAAUACAAGAAGCUCGAAAACCAGGAGGCGGAUGUGGAGAGUGCCAAUGUCCAGGAAAACGAGGCGCAACAGCGGCCGGCUGCAAGUCAGCAGGCGGGCCAAAUGGUGACAGUGUCCUUGUUCAUGCUCCUCUUCCUCGGUAGCUCAUACUUCCAGCCCCGGCCACGGCUCCAUAACUAUCGUGGGGGCAGGGGUCAUGGAAUGGAGCGGAAGGAUGACUGCGACAUCCAGCUGGUGGAGUCUAUACCCAUUGGCCUGACAUAUCCCGAAGGCAGCCCAACAUUCCUAAGCACCCACGAAGCCUGGCUUCAAUUGUUGGACAGCGCCAAAACAUCGCUAGACAUAGCUUCCUUCUAUUGGACACUCAAGGGCGAGGACACGCCCGGGGUAACGGAUAACAGCACUCAGCCCGGGGAGGAAAUUUUCGCCAGACUAUUAGACAACGGGAAUGGCGGCAACCGGUCACCCAGGAUCAAGAUCCGCAUUGCACAGAGUGAACCAUCCAGUGUUUCACCCAAUUUGGACACAAAGUUGUUAGAGAGUGCCGGAGCUGCAGAAGUUGUGAGCUUAUCGUUUCCCAAGUACUUUGGCAGCGGAGUCCUCCACACCAAGCUGUGGGUGGUGGACGAACAGCACUUUUACCUGGGCAGCGCCAAUAUGGAUUGGCGGGCACUCACCCAGGUCAAGGAGAUGGGCGUGCUCGUCCAGAAUUGUAGGCAACUAGCACUUGAUGUGGCCAAGAUUUUUGAGGAGUACUGGUAUCUGGGCAACAGCAAGGAAUCAGUGAUCCCCAAUUGGGACUAUUCUUACCACACCAAUAACAAUUGGGAGUCGCCCUUGCAGCUAAAAGUGAACAAGAACGUUAGUAUGGAGGGCUUCCUGUCCAGUUCACCGCCUCCUCUUUCGGCAUACGGACGAACAAACGACCUGGACGCCAUCCUAAACACCAUAAAUUCGGCCAUUACAUAUGUGAACAUUGCGGUUAUGGAUUAUUAUCCACUGAUAAUCUACGAGAAGAACCACCACUAUUGGCCUUUUAUCGAUGAUGCACUGCGCCGGGCAGCAGUUGAGCGCGGCGUGGCGGUGAAGCUGCUCAUAUCCUGGUGGAAGCAUUCCAAUCCCAGCGAGGACAAGUACCUCAAGUCACUGCAGGAUCUGAACUCCAAAGAAGACAAAAUAGACAUACAAAUUCGCCGCUUUACUGUGCCCGAAGACACGAAUCAGGAGAAGAUUCCCUUUGGCCGGGUGAACCACAACAAGUACAUGGUCACUGAUCGAGUGGCUUACAUCGGUACUUCCAACUGGAGUGGCGACUACUUCACCGAUACCGCCGGCAUCGGUCUAGUGCUUCAAGAGACCCACGAAACUGAGUCCACACACAACCUGAGAAGCGAUCUGCGCAACGUAUUUGAGCGGGACUGGAAUAGCAAAUACGCCACUCCGUUAAAAUAAGCUCCCCAUGUCGUUAUUUUAUUCUACAAACAUUAAUCCGAUCCCAAUGUUAUUUAAAAUAUUCACGCUUCCCACAAAUUGUUCAAUCCUAUUCAUUGCUUUUAUUAAUUUUUGAUUAUGCGUGAGGGUAAAUAAAGGGCUCGUUUCACGGCCAUAACAGAAAAUACAAAA
Drosophila rhopaloa is the source of this 1790-nucleotide messenger RNA. It is a transcript of the gene Pld3, whose product is annotated as 5'-3' exonuclease PLD3. Lineage: Eukaryota; Metazoa; Arthropoda; Insecta; Diptera; Drosophilidae. Gene Ontology annotation, molecular function: catalytic activity. The record is from RefSeq and is a predicted model, not a curated record. Bases 162 to 1619 code for a protein of 485 amino acids. The transcript is spliced from 3 exons.